Paramuricea clavata is the source of this 327-nucleotide messenger RNA. The record is from the annotation of a GenBank genome assembly. Lineage: Eukaryota; Metazoa; Cnidaria; Anthozoa; Malacalcyonacea; Plexauridae.
AUGUUCAAACCGUACAUCUCUGGGAACACUAAUUGUGCUCAUGCUGAGGAAAUGGCAAGAAAGUCGGAAGUUAUGACAAUGCCUGUUGUAAUGAAAGACGAAAAGGAAUAUGCAGACAUUGUGGAAGUUCUGGACCAGCUUGAAAAGUGGACGCAUGAGAUCUAUACAGCUGCUGGGAUGUGUUCUUCAGAUCCUGAAUCUAGUGAUGACACCACCAACCCCACUGUUGGAACCACAUCAAGACCAGACCAACCUGGCUCACAUGUCCCACCUGCUGCUUCUGAAAGUGCAACACAAGCUGCACACAGAAUUGCAUGGUGUAACUAA